CGGGCGUCCCGACAAUCGGAUCGUCUUCAUGUCGCUCCAGUAAAUAUGCGUCAUUGUCAUGUGAUUCUAGUUGUAUUCCACUUGGCCCUCUUGGCAAAAGGGGCUGUCGUUCGCAAUGAAGACAUUUGCGCAGCUCAAAACGGAAGAAGAUUCUACUUGGAACUUGGUGAUCAAGGAAUACUCUAUGCAAAAAAUGUUUCUUUUAUUAAAAAUGAACCGAGACUCCAAGCAUCAAGAAUCUAUUCAAAUAACAGUUCUCAUGAUCAUUGUAGUUUGGAUCUCGUCACAUGUCCUUCGUGUGUGAUUUCCUUGACUUUCAAGAGCAUUUCACUUUCCCAAAAUUGUGGCGAUGGUAAAUUUAUGUUUGAUAAUCCUUGUAGAUGUGACUAUGUUUGGGUAUCAGAACCACCUUACGAGGAUGUAUCUGGAUCACCAUUUUGUGGAUUCCACCCGCCAAUUACAUAUCGUUCUAAUACGAGAACCCUUUCGAUAAAUCUACUUUACAGCCAAUCGCACGAUCACGCUUUCACCUUAGAGUACACAGCUGAAAGAAAUAGGAUACAUCUAAAAGGAAUAGACAUAUCAGCAGCGAUGGGAAAAUCAAGAAACAGCACCAGUAGUGGAAUACUUACAUCACCCUUUUUCCCAGCAUGUUAUCCUCGAGAUUUAGGGAUGGAAUACAUCAUCACUUGUCCAGCUGAGUCUCCUGCAUGUCGAGUUCGAGUUCUCUUCAGUGAUUUUCAACUAGCUUCUGUUUCCAUCAUAGAGUUUUACGACUGGAAUGGUCAACGACUUGAUGUCAGCAGUGGUGUCAUAUUCCGUCCACCUAUUAUCGUCAGUGCAGGUCCCUCCCUUUUGAUUAGAUUUUAUGCGAAUGGUGGAACAGGUCUUGGUUACAAGGCAUUUUACUCUUUCGUUCAUGGCCAUCUUUAUGACAAAUCUUUACAGCCAAUAACGGACUGUGGUGGAUAUGUUGAAAAUUUGGGUGGUGCAAUUACAAUGAUUGACAUGACUGAUGAAGGAGUCAAAAUCUAUGAUUGUGUCUGGCUCAUCAGACCACCUAAAACUUAUCUACAUAUGAAGACACACAUAUACAUAAAAGUCAUCACGUUUGAUGAUAUGGCUGGAAAUACUGAACUUGUUGUUAAACAAGGACCUACAUCAGCAUUGCUACCUUUGGAAAUUCUGCGACAUCCUGUAAGUCAACUUCAACCUCGUAGGUUAAAAGAACACAUUGCUCCUAUUUCUAGUGGAUUCCAUGUGACUCUUCGUGGAGUAUUUGGUCCGACUUCUCAUCUUGCUAUGGCGUAUGCGGCUUUCAGCUACACAGAUUGUUUUACUGAAACAGACUUUCUUUGCGAGAAUCACAGAUGCAUACCAAUUCAGCUAAGUUGUGAUGGAUUUGACCAUUGUGGAGACAACAGUGAUGAACCAGCUACUUGCACUCAAAACUGGGAUUUGGAGCCCCAAGAUAGGAAGUGGCAGAUUAACAAAGCCAACUACUACUUUCCGAAAAUCGACAGAUAUCCUGAUUUGAAAACAGCUACUCUAGUCUUCGUAGCCAGCAGUUUGGGUUUGAUUACACUGAUAUCUGCUCUUAUAAUUUUGCUUUACAGAAUGGGUAAAAGAGCCAGGCAAAACAGGGAUCUACAAUCUCGUUUGCAGACUAUCAGCGAACUGUUAGGGUCCACAGUUUUUGAUCUUGCGGAUGAUGGUUCAAGAGUUGAGCAGCCCAUGUCUCCGGAUGAUCCACCUGUUUACGAAUAUCCACCAGGCUAUGAUGAAGUUGUAAAGGUAGGGAUGGAGAAUGAACGUUUGAAAUUGAGAAAGAGCAAAUUUAACUCGAGUUGUCGUAGAAGUAGAAGCUGCAAUAACCAGUUCUCGGGUGGCUGUGAAGGACAAUCUGUAGGUAUCUUUCCAGAUGGAGCUGGUACAAGUCGCAGUUAUCAAAGUAUUUCUGUUCUUGAUUCGAGUGUACAAAGAACUGCAACUCCUCCUCCGCCAUAUGUGACACCACCAGGAACUAUUUCAAAAUAUAUGAACCUUCAUAUUCAAUCUUAUUCUGCAGAGUGUGCAGACAAUUUCAAUAACCAUAGUGAUAGAACUAGAUGUGGCGAGAUCGAAAACAGUGAGGAGCAUUUAAAGACAAUAAUAGUUUCUGAAACAGCUGAUCCAGGUCUAACGUCGUCCCCUGAUGCAGAAACACUUGGUACGUAUCUUCAAAACUAUGGUGCGAACUCUUCUGAAAACUCUGCUCCACAGUUGAACAACUGGAAAGAUGCAUCGAUGGACAUCAAUCCAGAAUUCGUCAAAAAGUCAAAAAAUGCCGAGGAAAUCGUGAAUGUCGCAGAAAAUAGAAAUAACAUGACUCUUUUGACUGAAGAAGCUAGUGGAUCUGCAAAUAAUUCCGAAGAUCCUGGAUCAUCAAACUUAGGCCCAGAAACUUCCGCUAGUCAGAAUAAAAAACCAAGGUCUAUGAAACUAAGGAAAAAAUCAGUACCAUCAACUUCCUCUUCAAUUUUUAAAGCAAAUUCUUCAUCAAAUUCUGCAGCAGUCUCACCAACUUCUUUAGCAAUUGCUGCUGCUUCUUCUACAGCUUCUUCACCAGAAGAUACAUCAUCAUCUUUAUUACCAACAGCACCUUCAUCAGAUAACAAAACCGUUACAUCAAAACUAUUCGGAAACUCAAAAAUCGUUAAUAAGUCUCACCAAAGUAUGACUUUAAACUCGAACAAUUUUGCCACAGUUUCUCCCUCUCUUUGCGGUCCAUUUGGCAAAUCUUUUAGGCGAAAUGGUCUCUCUAGAAAAUUUUCGAUAUGCUCAUACGAUAGUUAUGCAACUAAAAUAAGUGCUCUAAGUACCAGCAGUAGUUAUGAAAGAUUACAUGAUGAUUUCGAUAUAGUUUCUGAAGCUUGUAGUGUUAUCAGUUUGAAUACCAGAAUGAACACUCCUAUCAGUACCCCAAGGAUUAUCAAAAAACGACACAUGCCAUUAGCUAAACCUUCUUCUAGUCGGCAUACAAAUUGUGACAUUGAAAGUCUCUAUGAAGGAAUUAGGAUUUUUGACUCCUUCCUAGCUAAAAAUGGAAUGAACUCAGUGAAUUCUUCAAAAAAUUUAUCAAUUGUAACGCUUUUUGGAACACCAAGGUACUCUAAAAAAAGAGUUCCAAAGGCUCGUGACUCUGAACAUGAAUUGGAACGAAAACGAUGUUGGCGUUCUACUGGCGAUAUUUUAUUCUGAUUUCCUAUAUAAAUUAAUU
Molecule: messenger RNA, 3259 nt
Organism: Belonocnema kinseyi
Lineage: Eukaryota; Metazoa; Arthropoda; Insecta; Hymenoptera; Cynipidae
Gene: Culd
Exons: 11
Coding region: 46-3240 (1064 amino acids)
Molecular function (GO): protein binding
Source: RefSeq, a predicted model, not a curated record